AUGCAUCUCCAGGCUGCCCUCACUAUCCUGGCGGCGACAUGCCAUCUCGCCACGGCCGGCCCGGCAGGAGCCGAGAUCAAGGUCGACAAGAGCCUCCGUCUGAUCAAGACGUCGCCCGAGGAUGCCGGCACCUGGAUGACCCAGGACCAGAUUGACGAGCUUGCCGUCGCCUCCUCCCGCACCUCGUUUAUCGAUAUCACCGACAUCGAGGACGAGGGCGUUCUUUCGGUGCUCUCAACCCCCGGGGAGUCCCCGUCGAGCAUCGCCGCGCGCCAGGUUCGGUACCCUACCAGCCUGUCGCACACCGACGAGGCCGACCGUCUCAUCGCAGGCGUCUCCAACGCAAACCCUCAGGCCUGGCUCACCGCCCUGACCAACUUCAACAACCGCCACUACCGGUCAUCCACGGGCACGGAAGCGUCCAACUGGGUCUUCAACACGGCCACCACCCUCGCGAGCGCGAACCCUUCCAUCACCGUCCGUCGCGUUGCCCAUUCCGCUUUCAACCAGCCUUCCGUGAUUGUCCGCAUCCCCGGCCAGACAUCCAGUCUCGUCAUCAUCGGCGCCCACUUGGACUCGACGGCCGGGUCGGCCACCGCCCGGAGCCCGGGUGCUGACGACAACGGCACCGGUACCGUCAAUGCGCUCGAGGCCCUGCGCGUCUUGGCCAGCGCGCGCUUCGCGCCCAAGAACACCCUCGAAUUCCACUUUUACGCCGGCGAGGAGGGUGGCCUGCUUGGGUCGGCCGAUGUCUUUAGGCAGUACCGGUCGCAGGGAGCCUCGGUGCUCGCCUUCCUGAACACCGACAUGUCUGGCUACUCGCCCGGCGGAAAGGUCGUCGUAUAUCAGGACAAUGUCGACGCUGGCCUCACGUCAUACGUCACGCUGAUUGCGCAGCAGCACACGGGCACAAUAAACACGUCGAGGUGCGGCUACGGGUGCUCGGAUCACGCGAGCGCGCGUUCCAACGGUUUCCCAUCCGCCUUCGUGUCGUCUGAACCGUUUGCUUCGUCGAACCCCAACAUUCAUACCUCACGCGAUGCCUACUCUACUAUCAACUGGGCAUCUGUCCUUAGGCAUUCUAAGCUGAACGUUGGCUUCCUCGUGGAGGCUUCAUACCUGUAG
Messenger RNA from Thyridium curvatum, 1125 nucleotides. RefSeq lists its product as uncharacterized. Gene Ontology annotation, biological process: proteolysis. The transcript has 3 exons. Bases 1 to 1125 code for a protein of 374 amino acids. NCBI's taxonomy places the organism in Eukaryota, Fungi, Ascomycota, Sordariomycetes, Thyridiales, Thyridiaceae. The record is from RefSeq and is a predicted model, not a curated record. Gene Ontology annotation, molecular function: metalloexopeptidase activity.